This is a messenger RNA of Trifolium pratense (red clover), 1278 nucleotides long. Its product is annotated as tryptophan synthase alpha chain, chloroplastic-like. Gene Ontology annotation, cellular component: chloroplast; cytosol. The transcript is spliced from 10 exons. Gene Ontology annotation, molecular function: tryptophan synthase activity. Bases 167 to 1105 code for a protein of 312 amino acids. NCBI's taxonomy places the organism in Eukaryota, Viridiplantae, Streptophyta, Magnoliopsida, Fabales, Fabaceae. The record is from RefSeq and is a predicted model, not a curated record. Gene Ontology annotation, biological process: L-tryptophan biosynthetic process.
AAUAAUCCAAACUUUCAUAUAUCUUUCUUUUUUCCUACUUUCAUAGUGUCUGAAACUGAAACAACAAGUUGGAGUCACACUCAACUCAACUCGCCGGAAAACACAGUCGCCGACCACCACAAACAGCGAAAACGUCACUCCAGAAUUGGGAAGAGAAUUGGUUUUUAUGGCCAUUGCAUUGAAAUCAUCUUGCUUCUUGCAAUUGAACAAACCCGAGACUCGUUUUGGGGUCAGUUUUUCCUCCAACAAACCUAAAAUAAUAUCAUUUAAAAGAUUCACUCCAGUGGCUGCUAUCAAGGCUAUGGAAACAGUUGGACUCUCUGAAACAUUCAGCAGGCUGAAGAAACAAGGAAAAGUGGCUUUCAUCCCAUUCAUCACCGCCGGUGAUCCUGACCUUUCAACUACAGCAGAAGCACUGAAAGUGCUUGAUUCAUGUGGAUCUGACAUUAUUGAGCUCGGUGUACCGUAUUCGGAUCCUUUGGCCGAUGGUCCUGUUAUCCAGGCUGCUGCUACAAGAUCUUUAGCAAGGGGGACCAAUUUUGAUUCAGUUAUUUCUAUGUUGAAGGAGGUUAUUCCACAAUUGUCUACCCCGAUUGCACUGUUUACUUAUUACAACCCAAUACUGAAGCGUGGUACUGGGAAAUUUAUGUCCAUCGUAAGAGCCACCGGUGUUCAUGGGCUUGUAGUCCCUGAUGUUCCUCUGGAGGAGACAGAAACUUUAAGGGAAGAAGCUAAGAAGAAUGGAAUUGAACUGGUACUCCUCACAACACCCACCACUCCUACAAACCGGAUGAAAGCUAUUGUUGAUGCUGCAGAUGGAUUUGUGUAUCUUGUGAGCUCUGUGGGUGUCACUGGAGCCCGGGCAUCAGUUAGUGGUAAAGUUCAGGCCCUUCUGCAGGAUAUCAAAGAGGCAACAACUAAGCCUGUGGCAGUUGGUUUUGGGAUAUCAACACCUGAGCAUGUGAAGCAGAUAGUGGGAUGGGGAGCUGAUGGGGUGAUUGUUGGCAGUGCUAUGGUGAAGUUGCUUGGUGAAGCCAAAUCGCCUCAAGAGGGAUUGAAAGCUCUGGAAAAUUUAACCCGCACCUUAAAAUCAGCACUUGAUUGAGAUUAUGUCUGAAAUAGCACAAACUUCUCAUAGUUGUUUUCAUAAAUAAUGGAUUGAAUGAGGAUCUGUUCUUUUUUAAACAACCAUGACAUACUAUGGUCAAGUUUUGUUCAUUUUCAAUUAUAUUAUGACAAAAUAGUUUCAUUACUGAAAUAAAUGUUGUGUUAGUUUUA